This is a messenger RNA of Dromaius novaehollandiae (emu), 4686 nucleotides long. It is a transcript of the gene POLR2B, whose product is annotated as RNA polymerase II subunit B. Gene Ontology annotation, biological process: DNA-templated transcription. Gene Ontology annotation, cellular component: RNA polymerase II, core complex. Gene Ontology annotation, molecular function: DNA binding; ribonucleoside binding. NCBI's taxonomy places the organism in Eukaryota, Metazoa, Chordata, Aves, Casuariiformes, Dromaiidae. The record is from RefSeq and is a predicted model, not a curated record. The transcript has 23 exons. The coding region runs from base 1323 to 4526 and encodes 1067 amino acids.
UUUUCUGUCUGUUGCAUUUUUUUAAAAUCAGAUAGUUUUCAGGUCUUUUCAGACAAUUCAAGUCUUACUUUGCUUAUUGAUCCUAUAGGAUCAUCCUAGGAACUGAUUUUACCCAACUUGCUAUGUUUUCAGAUGCUGAAAAUGGUCACCCUUAUCCAGUAACAGUUUUGGUUAGUAGUAAGAAAGAGAGAAGAUCCUGAAUACAGAAGGCUAGUUAUUAAUAUUUCUUGUGGAUAGCAGCAGUGAGACUUCCAUUUUGUCUGAAAGUUGUGUUGAUUUGAUACAUUAAUGCAAUAAUCUGUUUAAUCUAUAGAAGAAACAAAACUAUCUACCUCGGAUGUUAAAAGAGUGUUUUCUGUAGCUCUGUGUAGGACAGAACGGAUGGAAUGGGCGAUUUCCUCUUUUGCCUUUAAUAGUGGGUCCAGAGAGAGGGUUGAGUGUGAGGACUUUGAAAAUAGACUUUAGAAAGUCUACAACCACCUGCGACAUUACCAUAAGCUGACUUUUUUUGCUCUAUAUUAGAGCUUGAUUUGCUAAAGCAAGUGCUGCUUUAGUGGCAAGCUACAGCAGAGUCCUUAUGGCUCAGAUACGGUAAGGUGUCUACAUGGAAUUCAGGUUCUGUUUUAGUAAUAGCUGGCUUCUAAGCAGAUACUUAAUUGGGGUGGCAGCACUGUAGUUCUUUAUUUGGAUGAGCUUCUGUUCCAUAAAAGGACAGAGUGUGAGCUAGGAACUGAAGAGAAGAUUUUAAGUCAAUGGGUCCUUCAAGUUGCGUACUUGCAGGUCUGAUGAUUUGCUUAUAUUUCCACGUGCCUGGAUUUUGAUCAGUGAAGAAAUGCUUUGUGAAUAGAGUGUCUCAUCUGUAGGUCACUGGGCACAUAAGCAGGCCAAGCUUGUGCUCAGUUUCUACAUGUUUGUGCAUCAGGCCUGAGACCACGCAUACAAAACACUUGAGCAAAAUUACUGUUGUGUAACUGCUUGCUUUCUUUUAAGUUCUAGGUCCCGUGCCAAAUCCACAAAUGCACUUCGAUCGGAAUAUUGUUUUAAAACUUACAGAGCUUUGUUUUGAAAGCCAGGUUUUUGGUUUAGAUAAGGUGAAUACUGUAAGUCUCAUCACAGUAGGAUUCUGAAUGGGAUGAGUUGGAGGUUGGAGCGAAGUGAAGAUCCUGAGAAUUCUUCUGUUGUUGAAGGUGCUGUAGCAACCUGAAAGGAUUUCAGUGGAACUAAAAAUAAAACUACUAAAUUUGCCCCGGUAUCUGCUGAAGUUUGAACAAAUCUAUCUCUCCAAACCGACGCAUUGGGAAAGGGAUGGCGCGCCGUCACCCAUGAUGCCCAACGAAGCCAGACUGAGAAACCUCACGUAUUCAGCCCCUCUGUACGUGGAUAUAACUAAAACAGUUAUUAAAGAGGGAGAAGACCAGUUACAGACACAGCAUCAGAAAACUUUUAUAGGAAAAAUCCCUAUUAUGUUACGUUCAACAUACUGCUUGUUGAAUGGCUUAACUGACCGUGAUCUUUGUGAACUGAAUGAAUGCCCUCUUGACCCUGGCGGCUACUUUAUCAUUAAUGGAUCAGAAAAGGUUCUGAUUGCUCAGGAGAAAAUGGCUACAAACACAGUGUAUGUGUUUGCAAAGAAGGAUUCAAAAUAUGCUUACACAGGAGAGUGUAGAUCUUGUCUGGAAAAUUCCUCUCGACCAACAAGCACUAUAUGGGUUAGCAUGCUGGCCAGAGGUGGGCAGGGUGCAAAGAAGAGUGCUAUUGGCCAGCGCAUUGUCGCAACUUUGCCAUAUAUCAAACAAGAAGUGCCCAUCAUAAUUGUCUUUCGUGCACUAGGCUUUGUGUCCGACAGGGACAUUUUAGAGCACAUCAUUUAUGAUUUUGAAGAUCCAGAAAUGAUGGAAAUGGUCAAACCUUCUUUGGAUGAAGCAUUUGUCAUCCAGGAACAAAAUGUUGCUCUAAACUUCAUUGGAUCGAGAGGUGCAAAGCCAGGUGUCACCAAAGAGAAAAGAAUCAAGUAUGCUAAAGAAGUCUUGCAGAAAGAAAUGCUCCCACAUGUUGGUGUCAGUGACUUCUGUGAAACCAAAAAGGCCUAUUUUCUAGGGUAUAUGGUUCAUAGAUUGUUGCUGGCAGCACUGGGAAGAAGAGAGCUUGAUGACAGAGAUCAUUAUGGCAACAAAAGACUGGAUCUUGCUGGGCCACUGUUAGCUUUCCUGUUCAGAGGAAUGUUUAAGAAUUUGCUGAAGGAAGUGAGAAUAUAUGCACAAAAGUUUAUUGACAGAGGGAAGGAUUUCAACUUGGAACUGGCAAUUAAAACACGAAUUAUUUCAGAUGGUUUGAAGUAUUCAUUGGCGACUGGAAACUGGGGUGAUCAGAAGAAAGCUCAUCAGGCCAGAGCAGGAGUAUCUCAGGUGUUAAACCGUCUGACUUUUGCAUCUACGCUGUCCCAUCUGAGACGCCUGAAUUCUCCAAUUGGUAGAGAUGGUAAACUAGCAAAGCCCAGACAGUUGCACAAUACGUUGUGGGGAAUGGUUUGUCCUGCUGAGACUCCAGAGGGUCAUGCAGUAGGGCUUGUGAAGAACUUAGCCCUGAUGGCUUACAUUUCUGUGGGGUCUCAGCCAUCCCCAAUUUUGGAAUUCUUGGAAGAGUGGAGUAUGGAAAACCUGGAAGAAAUAUCUCCAGCAGCAAUAGCUGAUGCUACCAAGAUUUUUGUUAAUGGCUGCUGGGUAGGAAUACACAAAGAUCCAGAACAACUUAUGAAUACGCUAAGAAAGCUGCGUCGUCAGAUGGACAUCAUUGUGUCAGAGGUCUCAAUGAUUAGGGAUAUCCGGGAGCGAGAAAUCCGCAUCUAUACAGAUGCAGGCAGAAUUUGUCGACCCCUUUUAAUUGUGGAAAAACAGAAGUUGCUGUUGAAGAAAAGGCAUAUUGACCAACUGAAGGAGCGAGAGUAUAACAAUUACAGUUGGCAAGAUCUUGUGGCCAGUGGUGUAGUGGAGUAUAUCGAUACCCUGGAAGAAGAGACUGUAAUGCUGGCAAUGACUCCGGAUGACUUGCAAGAGAAAGGUGUUGCAUAUUGUUCAACGUACACACACUGUGAGAUUCACCCAUCUAUGAUCCUGGGAGUAUGUGCAUCUAUUAUCCCUUUCCCUGAUCACAACCAGUCUCCUAGGAACACAUACCAAUCUGCUAUGGGUAAACAGGCUAUGGGAGUUUACAUUACAAAUUUCCAUGUUCGUAUGGAUACGCUGGCACAUGUGCUGUAUUAUCCUCAGAAGCCCCUUGUAACAACUCGUUCUAUGGAGUACUUGCGAUUUAGAGAGUUACCGGCAGGUAUCAACUCGAUUGUAGCCAUUGCGUCGUACACAGGCUAUAACCAGGAAGACUCCGUCAUCAUGAACCGUUCUGCUGUGGAUAGAGGCUUUUUCAGAUCUGUGUUCUAUCGCUCAUACAAAGAGCAAGAGUCCAAAAAAGGGUAUGACCAAGAGGAAGUUUUUGAAAAGCCUACCCGUGAAACUUGCCAAGGCAUGAGACAUGCUAUCUAUGACAAACUUGAUGAUGAUGGUUUGAUAGCACCGGGGGUACGUGUGUCCGGGGAUGAUGUCAUUAUUGGCAAAACGGUAACUUUGCCAGAAAAUGAAGAUGAACUGGAAAGCACUAACAGACGUUUCACAAAGAGAGACUGUAGCACUUUUCUGCGAACUAGUGAGACUGGUAUUGUAGAUCAGGUCAUGGUAACCCUUAAUCAAGAAGGAUACAAGUUCUGCAAAAUUAGGGUACGCUCUGUAAGAAUCCCACAAAUUGGAGAUAAAUUUGCCAGCAGACAUGGUCAGAAGGGAACUUGUGGAAUCCAGUACAGGCAAGAGGAUAUGCCCUUCACCUGUGAAGGCAUCACACCUGAUAUAAUCAUCAAUCCCCAUGCCAUCCCUUCCCGCAUGACCAUAGGUCACUUGAUUGAAUGUCUUCAGGGGAAGGUAUCGGCAAACAAGGGAGAAAUUGGUGAUGCUACACCUUUUAAUGAUGCUGUCAAUGUGCAGAAGAUUUCCAAUCUCUUGUCAGAUUAUGGCUAUCAUCUAAGAGGAAAUGAGGUCCUCUACAAUGGAUUUACUGGCCGAAAAAUCACAUCACAGAUUUUCAUUGGUCCUACAUAUUAUCAGCGAUUGAAGCACAUGGUAGAUGACAAAAUCCAUUCUCGUGCAAGAGGGCCAAUCCAGAUCCUUAACAGACAGCCCAUGGAAGGUAGAUCUCGCGAUGGUGGCCUUCGCUUUGGAGAAAUGGAACGAGAUUGCCAGAUUGCUCAUGGAGCAGCCCAGUUCUUGAGAGAGAGAUUGUUUGAAGCUUCAGACCCAUACCAAGUCCAUGUCUGUAACCUCUGUGGAAUCAUGGCAAUUGCAAACACAAGGACUCACACCUAUGAAUGCCGGGGAUGCCGUAAUAAAACUCAGAUCUCUUUGGUUCGAAUGCCCUAUGCCUGCAAGCUCCUCUUCCAAGAACUGAUGUCUAUGAGUAUUGCACCUCGAAUGAUGAGUGUUUAGCCUUUAAAAGGAUUUUUUUAAAUGGUGAGACUGAAGUGCUCAGGUUUUGUUUCAUUUUGUGUAGGUUGUAUUCAAAAUACAAUUUUACACAUCUGCUGUCUACUGCUCAAAAGUAUCGUGUGUUUAUUUCCUGUAAAUAGAAUUAAAAUUUGUAAUCAAA